AAUCUGUAACAUUCUAGAUUCUCAUUUGUUGUCAUUGUCAUUUCAUGCUGGCAGAACACAGCAGUAAUCCCAGCUCAGAUGUUACUCUUGAGGACCUGCUGAAACAGAAGCCUGGGUUUUUCCCGAAACUUCAGAUCACACCUGAUGACUCCACAGCACAGCAGAAACAUAUGCCAGUCUCACCAAGAGGAAAUGAAGAAGGGGUGAACACUUUCCAACAGCAGGGCAAACAGAGCUGGGAACAAGACGAAACUGAGCUCAUGUUUCCUGAAGUUUUCACUCGGGAGCUCAAAGUGCCUAAAUUUUCCAGUCUGCGGUCCACCUUCCUGGAAGAAGUCAGCUCCAAGAUGCUUCUUAUGAGAAGCUAUGAUCCACCGAUCUGGUCAAAGACCUUUGACAUUAAACACAAAACGAGAUUAAUGCACAACCUCUCGCUCUCUCAUAUGGCUGACACUCAGAGAAUUAUGGCAAAAAAUGGACUCAGUCUGCAAUGCACAGAUGGUUUCAGCAUUAAAGAAUUGCUGGAGCAUGAAUGUCCCCACAACAUCCAAACUCAGAAGUCCAGAUAUCCCACAGAGCCUGACUUUACACACCUGAGUGAUAAAGGAACAUCUGAGAGCCCAGAAUCCUUCACUGAGAGUCCAGAUACUCAUUUCUCACCAAGUCUCCAUCCGGCUGGAAAAAGCGCAGAUGAAUCCCCAUCUAGUUCUGCUGAAGACACUCAAUCAUCAUAUACAGACAUGCCUCUAUGCAUAGCUGACGUCUAUACUAGUCAAUCUGGUGAGGUGGAAAACUCAGAUGUGAAGAUGUGGUCAAAUUAUACAUAGAGGACUUGUCACUUUAAAACAAACUUUCAGAAUAAAUGUGCAAAAACUUUUCCCUAGGGACACCUUCUUUACCCCUAAAGGGUGCUUACUUUGGAGUAAUACUCUUUGCAAACUGGUUAUAGUACUAUUAUGAAGUAAAGACUGUACAACGGUGUCCCUUUAAGUUGUACCCUCUUUUUUCUGAGAGUGCAGGUCCAGGAUACUGUUAGGUGAUGGAGAGGACAGAAGUUAGAGACGUCCUGCUUAACUCAUAAAUGCAUUUUAUUUUAUCACAUUGUUUACUUUACUGUGUAUUGAGUCAAUAAAUACCAUAAAAUAAUUUCAGAAAGGUUUUGUUGUUUCUAUAAAAUCAUAAACAUUUUAACCGGAAGUUUUGUCGCCAAGAUGACUCUAUUUUAUGAACGCCCAUCGUCCUGAUACGCGCCCAUUGUCCUGAUUCCUCCGCUCUUGACACCUCUGGAGAAAGAUUCCCAAGGGCUUUAUACUCCUAAACAUCUUCAACACCUAGUCAUGGACUUGCAUUACACCCCUUGAAUAU
This is a messenger RNA of Cyprinus carpio (common carp), 1365 nucleotides long. RefSeq lists its product as uncharacterized. Bases 45 to 827 code for a protein of 260 amino acids. The record is from RefSeq and is a predicted model, not a curated record. The transcript is spliced from 8 exons. NCBI's taxonomy places the organism in Eukaryota, Metazoa, Chordata, Actinopteri, Cypriniformes, Cyprinidae.